Exophiala mesophila is the source of this 1242-nucleotide messenger RNA. RefSeq lists its product as uncharacterized. Gene Ontology annotation, biological process: SRP-dependent cotranslational protein targeting to membrane, signal sequence recognition; SRP-dependent cotranslational protein targeting to membrane. Gene Ontology annotation, molecular function: 7S RNA binding. The transcript has a single exon. Lineage: Eukaryota; Fungi; Ascomycota; Eurotiomycetes; Chaetothyriales; Herpotrichiellaceae. Gene Ontology annotation, cellular component: signal recognition particle, endoplasmic reticulum targeting. The record is from RefSeq and is a predicted model, not a curated record. The coding region runs from base 123 to 1082 and encodes 319 amino acids.
GAAAGAUCAAGUUCACAGAGAACGACACCUCUGGCGACACAGCUUUUACAUUUCACCCCAGACCCUCCGACAAAUUGUCCUACCAAUACACUCCUCGUCUACCUCUCCUCAUCCCCCCUAUCAUGUCACACGCCAGGAUAGAAGAAGUCGAGGAUUCCGAUCCUGAAAUCGAUGACCCCUCCAACUUCCUCCCCGACAACGACGACUCCAUCAUCCAAUCGACAUUACAACCCACCUCCUCCUCGCAGAGCAAACCAUCCACCACCUCAUCGACAUCUAGAGCAGGAGGAGGACCCAACCCUACAUUAUUCCAACCGCCACCCCAACCCAGCGCAUCCCAACAAGCGUCGCAACAAGCCGCACGCGAAGCCGUCAAGACCUACCAAACCAUCUACCCCGUCUACUUCGACAGCACACGAACACGAGCCCAAGGCCGACGAGUAAGUCGAAAACUCGCUGUCGCCAACCCACUCGCAUAUAACCUCCUCGCCGCCGCCAAAGAUGCAUUCGGAGAGCGCAACCUCCCUAUGGCAUUCGAACCAGACAAAACCCAUCCGAAAGACUGGGCGAAUCCAGGUCGCGUGCGGAUUCAACUCUUUGACAAAACAACCCACCAACCACUCCAUCCGCGCAUCAAGAAUAAAUCCCACUUGUAUACCCUGAUGGCGAAAUCUCUUCAGGAGAAUCCUACCCUACCGGAUGAUCCUCUUCAGUUGAAGAUUCAGGGUCUGCCGGUUCCGGAUAAUUUCACUUCGACGGAAGUGCCGCGUCCUCGGGGUUGGAAGAUGAAUUCGAUUCUUCCCGUUCAUUCACCGGCGGUGAGUGGUGGUGGGGUCAAGGAUGAUUUCUUCAAGGAGGCUAUGGAGGAACUUCGUCAGGCGCAAAGUGCGGGUCAGUUGCCGCCUGGGGCGGGUGGGGCGGGAGCUGGUGGUAUGCCUGAUAUGAGUGCUUUGCAGAGUAUGAUGGGUGCGAUGGGAGGUAUGGGAGGUAUGGGAGGCAUGGGUGGAAUGGGUGGAAUGCCAGGUUUGGGAGGUGGUGGUUCGUCGGCUGGUGGAAAGAAGAAAAAGGAUAGGAAAGGCUGAUGAUGGAGGACAUGAUAUGAUUAUCUAUCAGAGAUUGAUUGGUCAUUCUCUCGUGAAUGAUGGCACUUGAAACCUAGCUGGCCUUGAUCUCUCAUCACAAUCAAAGACUUGUUUUUGUGAAUGUUCAUCCAAAGUCUAAUGCAAACGCAGUCUGUAACCA